GGGUCCCAGACACUCCCUGAAAUCCUCUGCUGCUGCUGCUGCUGCUGCUAGAAGUACAGCAAAACAUCAGAAGAGCAAGUCAAGAUGCAGCUGUGAGUCGCUAGAUGCUCUGUCCCACUGGGCUGAGGAAAACUGCCUCUUUGCCAUCGGAAGCAUCUAUAGAAGUGGAGAAGAGAAGCUCCAAGGCAAAAUCUGAGUGUCAUGUCCAACUCAAGCAAGUCAACGCUGCUCACCAUGAAUGUUGGACCAGAAUGUUAUGACACACACAAUGGAUCGGGGAAUAUUUAUGAUCUCAGCUUUCCCCGUCAUUAUUAUUUAGAAAAAAAUAUUACCUGGAUCCUCAUGUUAGUUAUCUGUCUUUUUGGUGUGCUGGGGAAUGGAACUAUGAUCUGGCUACUUGGCUUCCACAUUAAAAGAACGCCUUUCACCACCUACAUCCUGAACCUGGCUGCUGCCGAUUUUGGGGUCCUCAUAUCUGGAGCUGUGUUCUUCUUGUUCCUCAUUUUUCAAAAGCCCUUGUUUCCUUUUCCCCUUGCCUAUUUUCUCCUCCGCUUGUUCAUGUACAUCACUGGUCAUGUUCUGCUGACGGCAAUCAGCAUUGACAGGUUUGUGUCUGUCUUCUUCCCAGUUUGGCAUCGAUGCCAUAGGCCAGGAUACCUGUCUCACACUGUGUGUGCCCUAAUAUGGGUCAUCUCCUUCCUGCUGUCUGGACUUUGUGUCAUUCAUCUUAUUAAGACAAUGAGAACUUUCAGCAUAGUGCUUAAACCAGUAAGUGUCACCACCCUGGUUUGCUUUCCACUCAUGACUAUCUCCACUCUGAUCCUGUUCAUCCAAGUUUGCUAUAAAACAGAAAAGGCGAAGAGGGGAAAGCUUUCCACAGCCAUCCUGAUUACUCUGUUCUUCUGUAUCCUCUUUUCUUUUCCUUUCAAUGUCAUGUACCUCAUCACUUUUUUUAAGGAUCUACCUGACCAUGUAAUGGCAUAUGGCUUCUUAGGUGCUUGUCUAGACAGUAGUAGUAAACCCAUAGUCUAUUUCCUGGUGGGGAGACAUCAGUUGGGUAAAUUUAGGGAGAGCUUGAAGUUCAGCCUCCAGAGCGUUUUCAAGGAGGAACAAGUGUGCAGAGAUGAAGUAGAAUCCUCUGUGGAAAGUCAGUUAUGAUGCCUCUAUACAAGUCCAAAGGUGCUAUGCGUCUAAUUAUGACGAUGCAGAUUCCGUUACACUUCUGAUUCAAAGAUGUCAGAAAAUCAUGUUUGAGCUACUUUAGUGUUACUGCAGAUUUCACGAUUAGAAAGAUAUAGGGUCAUUUUUAUUUAUUUUAUUUAUUUUUACAUUUAUAUCCCUCUCUUCCUCCAAGGAGCCAAGAGUGGUGUAUAUGGUUAUCUUUAUCCUCACAACAACCCUGUGAAGUAGGUUAGGCUGAAAGAUAUGUGACUGGCAGAUAUGUUACUGCAGAUUUCACGAUUAGAAAGAUAUAGGGUCAUUUUUAUUUAUUUUAUUUAUUUUUACAUUUAUAUCCCUCUCUUCCUCCAAGGAGCCAAGAGUGGUCUAUAUGGUUAUCUUUAUCCUCACAACAACCCUGUGAAGUAGGUUAGGCUGAAAGAUAUGUGACUGGCCCAGUCACCCAGUGAGUUUCAUGGCUGAAUGGGGAUUUGAACUCAGGUCUCCCUGGUCCUAGUCCAACACUCUAACCACUACACCAUACUGUCAGUUCAGAAGACACUUCAUACACAUGCACCAGUACAUGCGAUAAAGACAUGUGAAUGCUGUGAGCAUGCACGUCCAUAUCUGUAUAAACGGGAUGAUAUCCUAACUAAGAAAGCAUGCACUGGGAAGACAUCCCUGUGCUGCAGAGAACUCUCUUAGCUGUGCAGUGUGAAGGGUGAGGAGCAAUUUUCUCCAAUCUCUGCAAUUUUUGGUUGUGUGGGUGCAAGG
Hemicordylus capensis (graceful crag lizard) is the source of this 1932-nucleotide messenger RNA. RefSeq names its product mas-related G-protein coupled receptor member H-like. The transcript has 2 exons. Lineage: Eukaryota; Metazoa; Chordata; Lepidosauria; Squamata; Cordylidae. Bases 202 to 1158 code for a protein of 318 amino acids. The record is from RefSeq and is a predicted model, not a curated record. Gene Ontology annotation, biological process: G protein-coupled receptor signaling pathway. Gene Ontology annotation, molecular function: G protein-coupled receptor activity. Gene Ontology annotation, cellular component: membrane.